AUGCCGGUUCGCUCGGACUUGGACCGCUCGCCGAAGCAUCUCGCCGCUGAUUUCCAAGCUUACGAAUCGUUGAAACUCGACGUACAGUCUCAGCGGAGGCUGGGCUGUAUCGUGAACGAGGAUGUUUUUCUGGAGUGUCCUUACGCCUUCGUACCUCACCGUGUAUUGCUCGAGUUGGCCCAAGAAAGCGACUCCCCCUUCCAAGCGAUAUCUGGAAAAGUAGUCUCUUGCACCCUGGAAGAUGUGCUGGUUGGCUAUGCCGAGGACAAACUUUUUUCCGACGAUCCCGUUGAAUUCGUGAUUUGUCUAACGGAGGAGGCAACGUCGCUCUUCGUCACUCGGAAUCGCCAAAUAACGCGCACGAUUCUCGACAUGGUACAUCAAGAGAUAAACAAGCGUCACUCGAAGCCGUGGCAAGAGAGAGGCGACUGCGUCGACGACGGCCGUCUGUUGGCGUCUCGAGACUCGCUGGAGCUCAACGUGGCCCUGCCCCUGUCGCAAUUGUGCCGACCGAGGCUACUCGGCGAUCGGCGCCCCGACGACGUCAGGGACGGCUGCGUCGAGCUCGUCGAGCUUUACCAGAGGUACGAGUGCGUAGCCUUCACGACGAUCGCCAAGCCGAGCCAAACGACUCUGCCCUACGACGAGCAGUGGGUACAGACGUAUCCCGGCAACCCGAAAAACCAGUGGACCCAGUACGAAUUCGUUGUGCCAGAUGAGUUUUUGGAGAUCUGGAAGGACGACGACAAAGACGAGGUAUACUCUUUAGCGACACUCGAGCACAGCUCGCGAGAAGCACAGAUCGAGAACGAAGACAACGAGCAAGAAGUGAGCGAGGAGCAACUGCAGCUCGAAAAGAAACGACGCAGUGCCAGGGAAAAACUGCAGCAAUUUUUGAGAAACCGCUCCAAAGACCUGCUCGCCGAAGUCUCGUUCAAUGCUUCGACCAAUUUGUACAAAAACGACGUAGCCAACCUUAGUAAGCGCGAAACAAUCAUCGAGACUCGCGAAGAGCAUCGAGAUUAUUACGCAGAAAAAGUUAGCCUGAUCGAUCUGAAUGCGACCAAGGGCAAAUAUCUCUACGCUGCGGCAUGGCAUUGUAAAGUUGAACAUAUCAUUGUGGCCGCUUACGCGGACAGAAUGGCUAAAGAUUACUCUCUGGUGGCAGUUUGGUCACUUUUGAGCCCACUCAGGCCCAAGAUUAUUCUCGAUUGCCAAGAGAGAAUUUCGAUGCUGUCAUUUUGUCCGAUCGAAGACUACACCAACAUCAUGAUAGGUGGUCGUAUAGAUGGAAAAGUCGUCGUUUGGGAAAUAAACGAGUCGUUGCUCAUUGAGAACGAGGAAGAAAGUGAUUCGUAACCGGAACACAAAGAGGCGAGAAUAGCGGUCUCGGCAGAAAAGUCUCAGCGCAAAUGCAUCACUGGCAUACAAUGGCUGCCGACGUGGUGUCGAAUCGAGUCCGACGGCAAUUUUCAAAGGAACGCCUCGUGCGCCCCGAAGGACCGCAAAGUCUGCUUCGCCACGUCCUCGGCCGAAGGUACCAUCUACUUUUGGCCUCUGCCGCGUGCUCUCUCGCGUCCGGCCACGGCUCGCAGUCCGCUUCAUCUGACCAUCGCACCGAUUUAUCAGCUCGUUAUCGACGAUCAGGACGACAAGAGCGUCGGUCCGAUGGCCUUGACCUGCUUCAGUCUGCCUCUGGCCAAAAGCGAGGAAUCCUCCAAUCUGAGCAUUCGAGACGAUGCUGAUUUAGAAAGACUCCGGAAGGUUUUCGUCGGUACGAACGGUGGCGAGGUCAUGACCUGCACCUGGGAAAGCAUGACUUUCAGUCUAGACAUCAGCGACAGGGAAGUAUGCAAAAUAACGCACAGGUGCUGUCUGCACGACGGGCCGGUGCGCUCGAUGAUCAAGUCGCCGCAUCUGGAUGAUAUUUUUUUGACAGUUGGCGGUCGAGUCUUUGCCGUUUGGAAAGAGGACUACGACGAGGGGCCGAUAUUCAAGAAAAGGAGCCCCGGCUGCUUGUACGGCGAGGCCUGCUGGACUGGGCGCGCUGGGAUUUUCGCCUUGUCGAGAUUGGACGGCAGCUUCGAAAUUUGGGAUCUCAAAAGGAAAAGCCACGCGCCGGUUCUCUGGCAAGUUAUAUCGAGCAAGGUAAACACAUCUAUAACGCUGUUUCUCGGACUUGCUUGCGAGCCGCCUGCGACCCAAGUGCGAGUAACACCGUUCCUCUAUCCAAGCCCACCUCGCAACAGUCAUAAAUUCUUGGCUUUACUCGACGGUAUAUCGAGUCUGCGUGUAUUUUGCGAGCCCCACGAAAAGAGCAAUAAUAAAGAGCUCGAGCGUCUCGAAUGGUUCGAGGAAUUCGCUUGGCGAGAGACGCGACGUAAACGAGAUUUUCUUCGCUGGCAAGCUGAUUAUUUGAGCAAAAAUCCUGUCGCUUUGCAGAGAAAAAUCGACCGAGAGCAAGCUGAAAUACAUCGGAAGCACGAGGAAGCGCGCAAAAAGUUCCUAGAGGAACAAGCAGAGCUGUUGCGAAGAGAAGCUGAAGAAAAGUUAGCUCAGCGAAGAGUAUCGAAAACAAUCAUUUGGCGUCAAAACGAACUAAAGCGAGCUGAAAAAAUAAUUUUUGGUAAAAAACGUCUGGUGCCUCAAGAAUUCGAAGAAAAAUGUAGACCACUAGUUGAGUUAGAACAAGAGCGUAACGCAAUCAAACAGAAAACCAAAAAAUACGCACAGCAAGCUGACAGUAUUUUUCAUAAUUUUUUGGCUAAGGAAAUGUCGUACAGCACUUUCGAUUUAAUGAAUAAUGCUGGAAAAAAUAUUUCAAAAGGCGCUGAUGACAUCUUUGUUACAAAAUCUGACGAUCACGAACAAGUAUCAAAAUUGAACAGCCACGAGAGGGAAGAUGAAUUUCAAAAAUUAAAAAUAGAUUUGUUGAAGCAGUUGAAAAAUGAACCAUAUAAACCACGAUUCGAUUGGCACGAGGCAAUGAAAGUCCUGGGUAUAAUAUGCAUGGCAUGUGGAUCUGGAGGUGGUGGCGGAGGCAGCUGGUUCCUUUUCGUAGCAAUCACAGCCUUCAUCCUGACUGUGCUCUGGUCGCUUUUCUAUCUGUUUUCUCUACGUGACGUGAUAAAACUGCCCAUCAAUUGGCUGGCCACGGAACUGCUCAAUACUGGCAUUUACGCUAUUCUGUACUUCACUGCAUUUAUCACCGAAUUAACCAUUGCUUACUGGACUACUCACAUAGUUGCAGGAGUUUUUGGAAUUUUCAAUACUCUCGCCUACGCUGCUGGCGCAUAUUUUCUGUAUCUGGAAUACAAAGGGCAGUAA
This is a messenger RNA of Trichogramma pretiosum, 3327 nucleotides long. Its product is annotated as WD repeat-containing protein 63. The transcript has 9 exons. The record is from RefSeq and is a predicted model, not a curated record. NCBI's taxonomy places the organism in Eukaryota, Metazoa, Arthropoda, Insecta, Hymenoptera, Trichogrammatidae. Gene Ontology annotation, cellular component: membrane; inner dynein arm. Gene Ontology annotation, biological process: cilium movement involved in cell motility; inner dynein arm assembly. Gene Ontology annotation, molecular function: dynein light chain binding; dynein heavy chain binding.